AUGAAAGUCUCAUUUGGCUAUGCGGGCUUAAUUUUCUUUGUCAAGCCUAACUGGUUAAAUGCUCAAGCUUAUAGUCGAGUUAGCUGUACUUUUAAAGUCCGUUCGCCAAAGUGCGAUAAGACGCGUCUUCAGGGAGAUCACAGCUUAUUACAAAUGAGCACAUCCUCAGUCCAUGGGGCUCAAACGACAGAAUCAUGUCGUGAUUGUGGCUUUGAAUGGCCCGAAUCGAUGGAGUUGUACGCCGAGUCACAGUGCAGCCCUUGA
Molecule: messenger RNA, 264 nt
Organism: Plasmopara halstedii
Lineage: Eukaryota; Oomycota; Peronosporomycetes; Peronosporales; Peronosporaceae
Exons: 2
Coding region: 1-264 (87 amino acids)
Source: RefSeq, a predicted model, not a curated record